CUUUUUUUCUCAUAGUGCCAAAACCAAUUGAGCAAUGGCCAGGCUCCGCCGUCGCCGGAUGCUUUCCUCCGGCAGUAGACAUGAAUUCUUCAAGAUCUUUUUGCAACAAUUUAGCUCCCAGCGAAUGCGGAUACCACCGGCAUUCAUUCAGCACUUCGAUGGGAACAUACCAAACACGGCUCUUCUGAAGGAUCAUGGUGGAAGGUGUUGUGAGGUGGAGGUGGAAGAAGAUGAUAAUGGUGUGUUCAUGAGCAAUGGCUGGGAGGGCUUUGUGAAUGAUCACACAAUAGAACAGGGGGACUUCUUAAUUUUCAGAUACGAUGGGAAAUCUACGUUUGAUGUCAAAAUAUUCGGUAAAAAUGGAUGCCAGAAAUGCCAGAAAGAAGAAGAAGUGCUGGCUAUUGAUAAGUUUGGCCCCCCAGUUUGCGUGAAGGAGGGAGAGCUGACGAAUGAAGCUGAGCAGACUUGUCAGACUCCCCCUCUUAUUUGCAAAAAAGAGCUGUCACAACCGGCCCAAAUAACUGAACACUCAGAUUCACGUGGGCUUCAUUAUCGAGAUCAAUCAAAGAGAAUUGCUUCAGCAAAGUUGGAAAUUCACAGGUUGUUUGAUUCCUUGGGAGCUGACUUACCAAAGAACCCUUGUUUCCUUGCUUCUGUGGGGAUGCGGUAUAUUCUGAACAUUCCAAGAUUGGUGGUGUUGACAAAUCGUAUUAAAUUAAAUGAUGAGCUGGUAAUUCGGAAUUGGAAGGGAAGGUGGCAGGUCGGUGUGAUUUUCAAGAAGGAACGUAUAUCUGUGACUACGGGGUGGGUGAAGUUUUGGAGGGACAACAAGCUGAGCCGAAAAGAUCAUUGUGUUUUUGAGUUUGUGGUUGGCAGAGGAGGGUCUUGCAAGGAGUUAAGGGCGCAUAUUUUCUAUGCAGGUGCAGGAGCAAGGGCAAAGGUUCUAAAGCCCCAUGGACAUCGAGCUGUGAAAAGGCCUUGAUUAGCUCUCCCUCUCUCUCUCUCUCUCUCUCUCUCUCUCUCUCUCUCUCUCUCUCUCUCUCUCAUGCAGGCACUAAAUCCAAGCUCUGAUGUUCAUUUGUCUUGACAGAGUACAGGUUUUUUUGUAAUCUUCCUGUUAAGUUUGGUUGAUUUCUCUGAAAUUUUUGCCAGCCAAACUGGAGGAGAUUAAAAAAAAUUGUUGAUGAAUGAACCAACAUUUGGUGCAAUAGAAUGGAAUAAGAUUAG
Molecule: messenger RNA, 1227 nt
Organism: Malania oleifera
Lineage: Eukaryota; Viridiplantae; Streptophyta; Magnoliopsida; Santalales; Ximeniaceae
Product: putative B3 domain-containing protein Os03g0621600
Exons: 4
Coding region: 35-982 (315 amino acids)
Molecular function (GO): DNA binding
Source: RefSeq, a predicted model, not a curated record